GUCCUUGCGGUAGGACAUUUAGUAUCAUAGCUCCUGUUCGUGCGUCUGUUGUGUCUGUAUAAUUUGAUUUAUUCAAUAAAAUUCUAUUUCCAAUUAAAAAAAAAGCAAAACAUAAAGAAAAUUUUACUAAAUCUUUUGGGAAUACAAAAUUGCUAGUUUGGUGUAAAAUGUAAACACGAAAGCUUUUCCUCUUUUUUUCUAAAAAAACGGGACCUGUGACAUAUUAAUAAAUUAAAAUAGAAAAAAAAAAAAUCCUUACUGCGGUAUUUACUAUAAUCCUUUGCCAGUUCAAGUUGUCAAUCAGUAUUUUUUCUGUACAAAAAAAAAAAAGAAAAGUUGAAAUAAAAAUUUUCCACUCUAAUGAAAAAUGGAAUGUAAAUGUUUGUAUAUUUAUUAUACAAAAACAAGUGCGACUAAAUCAAAUUGAUUUUGAUGAAAUUAUUUAUUUAUUACGUAAAAAAUAAUAAAAUUAAACAAAAAAAGGAUUAAAUGUUAUUGAAAAGUAACAUUUUUGUGAAAAUCUUUAAUAUAUUCAAUUCACCUUCUUAUGGAUUACGUUUUGGAUUAAUAUACAUAACACAUCUUUUGUUGCUGAUGCUGUUAGAACCGAAACUUACUAAAAGCGAUGUACCGCCACACUAUUGGGAUGCGCCGUAUGCGUUGCCAUUUUUUGACAAUUCAUCGCAACGUGAGGUGACAACGACAGUUGGCAAAUCUGCUUAUCUGCAUUGUCGUGUGAAAAAUCUUGGAGAUAGAGCGGUAUCAUGGAUUCGAAAACGGGAUCUGCACAUCCUCACUGUUGGCAUAAUAACAUACACAAAUGAUCAACGAUUUCAAUCUCUACACACUGAAGGAUCCGAUGAAUGGACACUUAGAGUUUCAUCCCCUCAACCUAGAGAUUCGGCAACCUAUGAAUGUCAAGUAUCAACUGAACCAAAAAUCAGUCAAGGAUUUCGACUCAAUGUUGUUGUUUCUCGUGCGAAAAUUCUUGGAAAUUCUGAACUUUUCAUCAAAAGUGGCAGUGAUUUGAAUUUGACAUGCUUAGCACUUCAAUCACCAACACCACCCUCAUUCAUCUACUGGUACAAGGAUAAGCGUGUGAUGAACUAUACAAAGCAUGGCGGUAUCAAUGUCAUAACAGAGCGAAAGACUAGAACGAGUAUGUUACUGAUUGCCAGAGCAACACCCGCUGAUUCUGGAAAUUAUACCUGUUUGCCAAGUAGUUCAUACUCCGCUAGUGUUGUUGUCCAUGUUAUAAAUGGUGAACAUCCAGCUGCCAUGCAACAUGGCAAUAGUAGUGCCAAUAGUUUAUCAAAUUCUCUGCAUUCCUAUCGGGCUUUAAAAUUAAUUGAUAUUAAUUUCAUAACAAAUAAUAAAUCACUUUGUUUAAUUUUGAUAAAUCUUUGGCACAUAAUACAAUUUAAAACUUUUAUAUUAACAAUUGGAUUUUUACUAUAUAAUUCAACAAGAAAUCACAGAAAUUUUUUAUCAAUUAGAUGACUGUAAAUCAAUUUUUUUUCAAAAACAAAACAAAAAAAGCAAAGAAAAACAAAGUAUAUUUAUCGUGUUG
This is a messenger RNA of Episyrphus balteatus (marmalade hoverfly), 1570 nucleotides long. RefSeq names its product hemicentin-1-like. The coding region runs from base 490 to 1500 and encodes 336 amino acids. The transcript is spliced from 5 exons. The record is from RefSeq and is a predicted model, not a curated record. Gene Ontology annotation, cellular component: neuron projection membrane. Lineage: Eukaryota; Metazoa; Arthropoda; Insecta; Diptera; Syrphidae. Gene Ontology annotation, biological process: synapse organization.